CUUCAGAAUUUUCACUGAAUGGCUCUGCAAUUAAAACGGUGUCUCUUAUCAAGACUUUCCGUGGAAUUUCAGCAAGAGACUACGAUUACAUCCCCCCAUACGCUAUAGAAGGGGAGACAACGACCAUCCAUAUCAGAGAACACAAAUGCUCUUCAAAAAAGUCAAAUGACUCCACUUUAAUAGAAGUGAACAACACUACGCUGGAGUACCUAACUGGUUCUCUGAGCAACAAGCUAAUACCCGCUGUCUACCUCAGUGCUGUUUUAUUGGGUGUACCAUCUAAUGCCAUCAUUUUGUGGAUGCUGCUCUUCAGGAUCCGGUCUGUGUGCACUGCCAUCCUCUACACAAACUUGGCAGUUUCAGACCUGCUCUUCUGCAUCAUGCUGCCCUUCAAAAUAGCGUACCACAUCAAUGGGAACAACUGGAUUUUUGGGGAAAUGAUGUGUCGAACUACCACUGCAGUGUUUUACGGCAACAUGUACUGCUCUAUUCUGCUGCUUACGUGCAUCAGCGUCAGCCGCUACGUGGCCAUCGUUCACCCCUUCACCUACAAGAGCCUGCCGAAACGUGCCUAUGCCAUCACAGUCUGUGCUACUGUGUGGACCAUCGUCUUCUUGUACAUGCUCCCACUUUGCAUUAUGCAGCAAAGCUAUUAUGUGAAACAACUGGGCAUUUAUACCUGCCAUGAUGUGCACAAUGCCUGUGAAACAAUAUCUUCCUUCCAGUUCUACUACUAUGUUUCUUUAGCUAUCUUUGGGUUUUUAAUACCUCUUGCAAUUAUUGUUUUUUGCUAUGUCUCAAUUAUACAAACACUCAAGACUCAUGAAUGGUUCUGGUACGUUAAAGUCAGUCUUUUAAUCCUUACCAUCUUUGCUAUUUGCUUUGUGCCAAGCAAUAUUAUCCUCAUUAUCCAUCACAUCAACUAUUACUAUUACAACACAGAUGGCUUGUAUUCUUUUUAUUUAAUUGCUUUAUGCCUUAGCAGCUUAAACAGUUGUCUUGAUCCUUUCCUUUAUUUUCUGAUGUCAAAAAUUAGAAGUCAAUCCAAUAUUUAUCUAACAAUGGUUAAAAUAUCCAGGGAAAAAUGAAUUUAGUUCUAUUUUUGUAUUAUUGGAAUUACAGUUUUGUAUAGUGUUAACCUAGACCACCACAAACCUCAGGUGCAACAAUUAAAAAA
Messenger RNA from Balearica regulorum gibbericeps (East African grey crowned-crane), 1177 nucleotides. The record is from RefSeq and is a predicted model, not a curated record. Lineage: Eukaryota; Metazoa; Chordata; Aves; Gruiformes; Gruidae.